AUGACUUAUCCUACAACCAAACAAGUCGAAGUUCCCACCCCUUCAGAGGUCGGCGAAGCCUCCCCCUUGAUCUCGUCCACCCCUGACAACUGCCACUCUAAAACUAAAAGGCCCAUUUCUGGCAUCCUCUCGGUGCUUCUCAUCGGCGUCUUCGUCUCGCAGACCGACACUUUCCUCGUUCUCGCAGCAUACGGUUCCAUUACAGCCGAGUUUAAUGACCUCAAGAAUGCAAGCUGGCUGUUCUCUAGCUAUAUGCUCGCCACCUGUGUUGGGCAGCCCCUGUACGGCAAGCUGAGCGACAUCUUUGGUCGCAAAGCGAUGCUUCAGACCUCUUAUGUCUUCUUUUCAGGAGGCAGCAUCAUCUGUGGUGUGGGAACUUCGACGUCGCAGAUAAUUUUCGGCCGAGUCAUCCAGGGGAUUGGAGGGGCGGGCAUGGUCUCUCUGGUCUCCAUCUUGAUCACAGAUCUUGUACCCCUGAGAGACGUCGCAACCUAUCGAAGCUAUGUCAACAUCGCCCAGACCGCGGGCCGCUCGUCGGGCGGAGUUAUCGGCGGCUCCCUCACUCAGACGAUCGGCUGGCGAUGGGCUUUCCUAUGCCAGGCCCCCUUAACCAUUAUCGCCAUAGCACUCGUCGCCUUCAAGCUGCCCGACACGCACGUUACUACCACGAAAACAUGGAGAGCCUCUCUCAAGCGUGUCGACUUUUCUGGCGCUGCGACCAUGAGUUGUGCCAUCCUUUGCCUGCUGCUGGUUCUCGACAUGGGAGGGAACAAACGGUCCUGGUCGUCGCCCACCCUUGUCUCACUCGCCGUUCUGGGAGUUUUAUUCGGCGCUCUGUUCUGCGUCGUUGAAAAGUUUUGGGCAACUGAGCCCGUCUUCCCACUUCACCUCCUGGCGAACGGACAUGUGGCCACCUUUUACUCGGUCAUGAUACUUUGCUGCUCUACACUGGCUGGUAUGAUGAUGUUUGUUCCUCUAUACUUUCAAGUUACAAGUAACGUUUCUCCCACGACUGCCGGUGCAUCCCUCAUCCCAUCUGUUCUGGGCAACACCCUCGGUGCUUUGCUCACUGGCGCUUACAUCAAGAAAACCGGUCGGUACAAGAUUCCGUGCAUCGUCUCCGGACUCUGCUCUUCUAUCGCUUGGUCGCUAUUGCUUGUCUGUUGGCGUGGGUCGACCCCGACCUGGCAGACGCUGUUUCUCUUCCCUGGGGGCUUCGGUAUCGGUCUUGCUCACGCUUCUUUGUACAUCGGACUCGCAGCUAGUGUUGAGAAAGCAGACAUGGCGAUUGCGGGAACCGGAUAUUAUCUAUGUGGCAACAUUGGUGCUGUCGCUGGCUUGAGCGCACACAAUGCUCUGUUCCAGACCACUCUGCAACACUCUCUCAAAGUCAAGCUUGAUGGUCUUGUAGAUGGCGAUGAAAUUGCCCAAAGAGCGAUGGAAUCUCUGGAUUAUGUCAAGAACCUCACGGGCGAGGUGAGGGAGAUGGUUACGGAGGCGUACGUCAACGGCUUUCAUGCAACGUAUGCCUUGCUUAUAGUCACGGCUGUUAUUACUGUAGUCGUGUAUCUGGGGAUUUGA
Messenger RNA from Fusarium vanettenii 77-13-4, 1581 nucleotides. RefSeq lists its product as uncharacterized. The transcript is spliced from 7 exons. The record is from RefSeq and is a predicted model, not a curated record. Bases 1 to 1581 code for a protein of 526 amino acids. Lineage: Eukaryota; Fungi; Ascomycota; Sordariomycetes; Hypocreales; Nectriaceae. Gene Ontology annotation, biological process: transmembrane transport; basic amino acid transport. Gene Ontology annotation, molecular function: basic amino acid transmembrane transporter activity. Gene Ontology annotation, cellular component: fungal-type vacuole membrane.